Oldenlandia corymbosa var. corymbosa is the source of this 3685-nucleotide messenger RNA. The record is from the annotation of a GenBank genome assembly. NCBI's taxonomy places the organism in Eukaryota, Viridiplantae, Streptophyta, Magnoliopsida, Gentianales, Rubiaceae.
CCCCCAAAAAAAAAAAAAAAAAACAAAAAACAAAAGAAGACAGACAACAAGAGAAACCGCUUCUGGUUUCCAGUGGCGGUUCGCUUUACACAGUCCACUCCUAUCCUUCCUUCUUCCUUUUCCCAUUUCCCCCCCUCUCAGAUUUGUUGCCUUCAAUCUGCUUCAUUUAUAGAAAGAAAGAAAAAAAAUAAAAAUAAAACAGAAAGAGCAAGGAAAUGGGCAUCACCAAAAACAUUACCGUAAUCCAAUCAAUCCGAAAUUUUGGCAUCCACUGAAAUUUAUCAUCAGGUAAAGAACACACGUAGUGAAAUUUGAGAGAUACAAGACAAAUUUAAUCUUCAAAAUCUCUGCUUUAUCCAUUUCCAUUUCACUUCCUUCCCAUGUAGUAGUAUUUACUGCGUCACUCUGUACAUGCUUACGCUAAUAGCAACAAACUACUACCGCUUCCUUGUUUCUCAAAUCCCUCUGUAUAUAUGCGGUGCCCAUCUUUAUCAUCAUCGCACCAAGACUGCACUUUUUUUUAUUAUGAGUCUUUGCAUUUAUAGAUUUCAUAUUCUCCGAGGCGUUUUUUCAUCUGGGAUUCUCGUUUUCUGUACUGUUUAUAUCAAAUUUUAGCUUUUUGAUUUGUGGGUCUUCAGUGUUUCUUGGGAAUUCGGGGGGUUAAGGUGUACAGUAAUUUGAUAUAUAUAUAUAUAUAUAUAUAUAUAUAUUGAGAGAUAGACUUAUAGAGAAAGGGGGCAGUAGCGGUGGGUUUAGACAGAUAGAGUGAUGGUGGGGAAUGGGAAUGAUCCAGUGGUGGAAUCGUUCUUGAAUACAAUUCAAGUUGUAAAGAGUGCGUUUUCACCAUUAGAAUCUGGUUUGAGGAAGGCCGCCAAGGAAUUUGAGCUGUGCUUGCCUCAUAUUGCUUUGAAAAAUGAUGAGGAUAAUGAGACCUCAGUGGCCCUGUUGAAUGUUAAAAGAAAAUGUAAUCAUGGUGGGUGUGAUGGUGGUGUGCAAUGUGUUGGGGUUAGGGAUGAGAAAAAGAAGGGUUUAUCUAUUAAGCCACCGAUCAAGAUGUUUCUGGGGAUGUUUUCUGAGAAGAAUGGGGUUAAUGGGAGUUGUACUAGGGUUGAAAAUGGUGGGAAAAAAGGGUCAAAAGAUAAGUGUGGCAAUAGGGUUAAUGGAAGCGGUGGGAAAGACGAUAAAGGUUGUUCCAAUUGCUUGCAAUUUGCAGUGGCAUGGUCCUUGUGGAUAAAUGGGAUUUUUCAAGCUUUACCUAGUCAGCUUAGGUUUGGGAAGAAAAGGGGUCAGAAGGUUUAUGAUGAGGAUGUUAUUAGAAGUGAUACUAUUGAGAAGGUAAAGGGUUCGCAUCAAACCGAGGAAAGAAGGCCUAAGGGGCUGUUUACUUUGGGUUUGGGUGAUAAGGAGUUGAAGCAAGAGGAAGAAAGAAUGUUGCCAUUGGAGUGUUUCCUUGGUUUUAUAGUUGAUCAGUUCGUUCAGAAUAUUCAAAAGCUUGAUUCCCGUAAGAAGGAAGUUGACUGCAAGGCUGUGAAUGGGGAGUCUAGACAGCUCCCUUUCAGUCAGCCUGAUCCUUUUUGGGCUCUUUUUAGUAUUCUUGAGGGUAAAAGGGCUGAGGUGAAUGGCUUUUUCGGAAACUUGAAUUUUGCACGAGUUGGAGGUGUUCCUUCUAGUAUGGUAGGAGUUACUUCUCCAGACAAUGAAGAAAGUGAAGAUGGAGUUAGUAAUACUGGAAAUCAGGAAGAUAGUGGAGGCAUUUCUCCUCAGAAGGUAGCAAGUGGAUUGUUCAGCAUUCCCUUAUCAAAUGUUGAGCGGCUCAGGUCCACUCUGUCAACUGUUUCACUGACAGAACUGAUUGAGCUUCUACCUCAACUUGGAAGACCAUCUAAAGACCACCCUGACAAGAAAAAGUUGUUCUCUGUUCAGGACUUCUUCAGAUACACUGAGGCAGAAGGAAGGAGGUUUUUUGAGGAGUUGGAUAGAGAUGGAGAUGGCCAAGUUACUAUGGAAGAUCUUGAAGUUGCCAUAAGAAGGAGAAAGUUGCCCAAGAGAUAUGCACGUGAGUUCAUGCGUCGUGCUAAAAGUCACUUGUUCGCAAAAUCAUUUGGUUGGAAGCAAUUUUUGUCGUUAAUGGAACAGAAAGAACCAACCAUCCUGCGAGCAUAUACCAGUCUCUGUUUGAGCAAAUCUGGGACGCUACAGAAAAGCGAAAUUUUGGCAUCAUUGGAAAAUGCAGGACUUCCAGCAAAUGAAGACAAUGCUAUAGCUAUGAUGCGUUUUCUGAAUGCGGACACAGAAGAAUCUAUUUCUUAUGGGCACUUUCGCAACUUUAUGCUUUUGCUACCGUCUGAUCGGCUUCAAGAGGAUCCCAGGAGUAUCUGGUUUGAAGCGGCAACUGUUGUGGCUGUUCCUUUGCCUGUGGAAAUAUCUGCUGGAAGUGUUCUAAAGUCAGCUUUGGCGGGAGGGCUUUCUUGUGCAUUGUCGACAUCGCUGAUGCACCCUGUCGACACAAUUAAGACUCGAGUGCAAGCGUCAACACUUACCUUUCCCCAAAUCUUGUCAAAGCUGCCAGAACUUGGAGCACGUGGAUUGUACCGGGGUUCUAUUCCUGCAAUUCUUGGACAAUUUUCAAGCCAUGGAUUGCGGACUGGCAUUUUUGAAGCUAGCAAACUUGUGCUGAUAAACGUUGCUCCAACACUUCCAGACCUGCAGGUCCAAUCUGUUGCAUCCUUUUGUAGCACUUUUCUGGGAACAGCAGUUAGGAUACCUUGUGAGGUCUUGAAACAAAGGUUGCAAGCUGGGUUGUAUGAGAAUGUGGGGGAGGCAAUAGUUGGUACUUGGAACAAAGAUGGUCUGCAGGGUUUCUUCCGUGGCACAGGUGCCACUCUUUUCAGGGAAGUUCCCUUUUAUGUCGCAGGCAUGGGUCUUUAUGCCGAAUCUAAAAAGUUCGCGCAAAAACUUCUGUGCCGUGAGCUGGAACCCUGGGAGACAAUUGCAGUCGGGGCUCUAUCUGGUGGACUAACUGCUGUAUUGACUACUCCAUUUGAUGUUAUUAAAACCAGAAUGAUGACUGCCCAAGGUAGGAAUUUGUCGCUGAAAUUGGUGGCCUUAUCAAUCGUUCGCCAUGAAGGAGCCCUUGGAUUGUUUAAAGGAGCCGUGCCUAGGUUCUUCUGGAUUGCUCCUCUGGGUGCAAUGAACUUUGCUGGCUAUGAGCUUGCAAAGAAAGCAAUGGAUGGAAAUGGUGAUGAAAAUAGUGACCAGAACUCCCAGAAGAAGUUAGUUAACCCUGGCCAGGAGGCAAAGUGAUCAAGAUAGAAUCAAUCACCAUGCAACAUCAAUCAACCUCUUUUUCUUCCAACUGUCUUCAUUUAAGUUACAGGAAAAUUUUGAACUUUUUUGUUCCAGAGUAGAUUUAGCGAUACAUGGCUCAGAUUAUCUGUCGAAAUCCCUGUGGUAUACCAUCCUGGAAACUUGGAAGUUUCCCAUAUCAUUUGUAAGAUUUUUCUUCUUUCUUGAACUCAUAGGAAAUGGUAAACAGAGGCCCGUCCCUCGUUUUUGCCUUGUAAGUAAACCUUGUAACUUUUACAACAGCAGGCAAUUUUUAGGUUGUCUCUUUUAGAACUUAUAUUGUUGUUAAUUUUUUUUUUUGUUUUUGAGAUUUGUGCUAGAGCCUUUGUUUGCUUUCCUG